UUAGUUGCUAUUGGGACAAUAGGCGAAGGAGUGAACAACAUGGCGUAUCGGUUGCCAGGUUACAGAAGUGUGUACAGUUUCACGGCUUCUGGCAGCUACUGUUGAGCGUUUCCACUUAACUGUGGUGCCUCCUGUUGCGUUUCGGUCACAAAGGGUGAUCUCAAACGACGAUUGAAACUUGAAACCGUCGUGUUUGACAACAGCAUCCCGUAGCCGCCGCUGGGUGGCUAGCAUUAGCACUGAAGGUGUGCCUUGGUUGUGCCCAGUGGUCCCAAGCUGUCCAAUGGAGCGAGCAGAUCGUCGACUGGUCAAGAAUCAACCGUAUGAUGAGAGUGUGGAUGUGAGCGACUCGGCAGAGGACUCAAGCGUCUACAGGCGCAGUCAAGUGAAGUCUGGGAAGAGCUCAAGGGGGACUGGCCAGUUGUCAGCCCACAGCAGCAGUGACGAGUGUGACGAAGAGCGCGAGCCUCAGAGAGUCAAAGGGCCAAUCGGCAGGCAGCCUGAGAUUAGCCUCAACGAGGAGGAUGACGAGUCCGAAGAGGACUCGGAGUCGGACUCCGAUGACGACGACGACGAGACAGGUGAAGCUCCUGAGGGAGCGUACGACCCGGCCGACUACGCCAACUUGCCCGUCAGCACCGAGAUCAAAGAGCUGUUCCAGUACAUCGUACGGUACACCCCCCAGUCCAUGGAGCUGGAACACAGCCUGAGACCGUUCAUUCCAGACUUCAUCCCAGCUGUGGGCGACAUCGACGCCUUCCUCAAGGUGCCAAGGCCUGACGGCAAACCCGACGGACUGGGCAUGCUGGUUCUGGACGAGCCCAGCGUCAGGCAGUCGGACCCCACAGUUCUGUCGCUGUGGUUGUCUGAGGAGACCAAGCAGCACGGAAACACAGAAGUGAAAGUGACGAGCGUGUCCAGUCCUCAGUCCAACCCUCGUGCCGUGGACAGCUGGGUGGACAGUAUAGGCGCCCUGCAUCGCUCCAAGGCAGCGGCCAGCGUGCAGUAUGCGCGUGCCAUGCCGGACAUCGACGCCCUCAUGCAGGAGUGGCCGCCAGAUGUGGAGGAGACGCUGGGCCAGGUGCACCUGCCCCCCGCCCGCCUCAGCUGCAGCCUGCCGCAGUACUGCGACGUUGUGUGCGCCCUGCUGGACAUUCCUGUGUACGGCAGCCGCAUCCAGGCACUGCAUCUCCUCUUCAGCCUUUUCCUUGAGUUCCGAGACUCGCAGCACUUUGCACGCACUUGACGCCCUCCGUGCUCACACUUGACGCUCUCAAUGCCAAGAACAUCAACUCUAACUUUUUACUCCUGCAAUGUCUUUACCAUCUUUUUGGGGGGGAGAAUUCAAUAAAAAACUGAAGUAGA
Nerophis ophidion (straightnose pipefish) is the source of this 1365-nucleotide messenger RNA. RefSeq names its product intraflagellar transport 46 homolog (Chlamydomonas) (gene ift46). The transcript is spliced from 6 exons. NCBI's taxonomy places the organism in Eukaryota, Metazoa, Chordata, Actinopteri, Syngnathiformes, Syngnathidae. The record is from RefSeq and is a predicted model, not a curated record. Gene Ontology annotation, biological process: cilium assembly; intraciliary transport. The coding region runs from base 284 to 1246 and encodes 320 amino acids. Gene Ontology annotation, cellular component: centrosome; motile cilium; intraciliary transport particle B.